Aspergillus clavatus NRRL 1 is the source of this 2049-nucleotide messenger RNA. RefSeq names its product glycoside hydrolase family 15 protein. The record is from RefSeq and is a predicted model, not a curated record. The transcript is spliced from 3 exons. NCBI's taxonomy places the organism in Eukaryota, Fungi, Ascomycota, Eurotiomycetes, Eurotiales, Aspergillaceae. The coding region runs from base 1 to 2049 and encodes 682 amino acids. Gene Ontology annotation, molecular function: hydrolase activity, hydrolyzing O-glycosyl compounds. Gene Ontology annotation, biological process: carbohydrate metabolic process.
AUGGCAACCCACGCACCCUAUUGCAGCAUCGAAGACUAUGGCAUCAUCGGCGACAUGCACACCUGUGCCCUGGUCAGCAAGAACGGCAGCUUAGACUUCAUGUGCUGGCCCGUCUUUGACUCGCCCUCGGUCUUCUGCCGUCUACUGGAUAAUUCUCAGGGAGGCUAUUUUUCCAUUUCUCCCGUGCCGGAGAUACAGCCGAUCAGCAAGCAGCGCUACCGACCGUACACCAACGUCCUGGAGACACGAUGGAUCGAUGAGGACGGCGUCGUGAGUAUUCUGGAUUACUUGCCCGUCGGCGGAAAGAGGCCAUCACAGCGCAAUGCUUUCGCAAGCUGGUGCGCCUGUGGCUUGCCUGGCGCGCAGGAUAAGAACGGGGCCGGGUGCCGUUCCGGCGUGAUCCGCAAGAUUGAGUGUCUCCGGGGUCAAAUGGACAUGAAUGUGGAGGUUUUUCCUGCGUUCAACUAUGCGCGAGAUGCGCAUACAGGUCGCUGGGUGGCGCAGGAUGGAGACGCCUCGCAACAGGAAUAUCUAUUCGAGAGUCAGACGCAAAGCCUGCAGUUGCGAGUGCAUACAAAUUCAAGCUCGUCGCACGAGGCGUCCGAUGCAACGCCCGCAGUGCAGUUUGACCUGCAAGAGAAACAAGGUCCGAACGGCCCAGGGCUGUUUGCCAGAGUGAGAAUGAUUGAAGGACAGUCGGUGGCUUUAAUCCUUCACCACCCGGAUACCACCCUCCCACACCACAGUUUCCUCCAUUCCUACCUGGAUAAACUGGAGCGGAGUACUCUCGACUUCUGGGCCAGCUGGAUUGGCCAUUGCAGUUUCCGCGGCCACUACCGUGAACAGGUCGAGCGGAGUCUCUUGGUACUCAAGCUGCUGACGUAUAAACCCACCGGCGCCAUCGUUGCAGCGCCGACCUUCUCCCUCCCGGAGCACAUAGGGGGCUCCCGGAACUGGGACUACCGAUACUCCUGGGUGCGAGACGCCGCCUUCGUCGUGUAUGUGUUUCUCAAGAACGGCUAUCCCGAGGAAGCAGAGGACUACAUCAACUUCAUCUUCGAUCGGGUUUUCCCGCCGGUCACCGACAACCGCGCCGACCAUAACGCGCCAUUGCUCCCGUUGAUGGUCACAAUCCGCGGCGAGCACGACAUGCCCGAGCUCGAGCUGAACCAUCUCGAAGGGUACAAGGGCAGCCAGCCUGUGCGCAUCGGGAACGCCGCCGCCAGCCACACGCAGCUCGACAUCUACGGCGAACUCAUGGACAGCGUGUAUCUGUACAACAAGCACGGGCGGCCGAUCUCCUACGACCAAUGGCUGGCGGUGCGGCGGCUGAUCGCGCACGUCAUCCGCGUGCGGCGCGACGCCGACCGCUCCAUCUGGGAAGUGCGCGGGACGCCGCAGAACUUCGUGUACAGCAAGAUCAUGCUGUGGGUGGCGCUGGACCGGGCGCUGCGGCUGGCGGACAAGCGGUCGAACCUGCCGUGUCCGGACCGCACGGAGUGGAUGCACGCGCGCGACGAGCUGUACGAUGAGAUCAUGAGCCGCGGGUAUAACCCGGUCGGGCGAUAUUUCUGCAUGAGCUACGAGAACCAGGAGACACUGGAUGCGGCGGUGCUGAUUGCGCCGCUGGUGUUUUUUGUGGCGCCGAAUGAUCCGCGGUUUCUGCAUACGCUGCAGAGGAUCAUGUUGCCGCCAGCGAAGGGCGGAUUGUCGGUUGCGAACAUGGUGUCGCGGUACGAUCACCGGAAGGUGGAUGAUGGGGUUGGAGGAGUCGAAGGCGCGUUCGUGAUGGUGACAUUCUGGCUCGUUGAAGCCAUGAUGCGCGCCUCCAAAGCAAUGCCCUACCACACCAAUGACCCGUUCUACGGUCAGCUGCGCAAGAUGGCCGUCACGCACUUCGACAACAUGCUCUCCUUUGCGAACCACCUGGGCAUGUUUUCGGAAGAAGUGUCCAUCUCGGGCGAGCAGAUCGGUAACACGCCGCAGGCUUUUAGCCAUUUGGCCUACGUCAGUGCUGCUAUGAAUCUUGGAGAGCAGGCGAAAUGGUAG